Molecule: messenger RNA, 1870 nt
Organism: Myripristis murdjan (pinecone soldierfish)
Lineage: Eukaryota; Metazoa; Chordata; Actinopteri; Holocentriformes; Holocentridae
Product: transmembrane protein 79-like
Exons: 5
Coding region: 125-1426 (433 amino acids)
Biological process (GO): regulated exocytosis
Cellular component (GO): lysosomal membrane; trans-Golgi network membrane
Source: RefSeq, a predicted model, not a curated record
GCAAAAGCAGGGGGAGGGAAAAAAGGCAAAGAAGGACGGAACGGGUUUUUUUUUUUUAAACUGCAAGAAUAGUAAACUCACCAAAUAGCUCUGUCCUGCAACCUCCGACAAAAGCCGUGCCACUAUGAGCACCACGGGGCUUCAGGCCACUAACCAGCAGAACGUGAAGGAGAUCGACAGCGUCAAGGAGUCCAUCAGCGACAUCAUCAACCAGCUGCAGGACAUCGACCCGGCCAGGCUCUCCUUCUCCCCCUUCCUCGACUUGGACACCCAGAUUUCUUUGGCCCCGGUGUCAGACAGCCCUGAGUCUUCGGUGGAGGAGCUGCACUCCUCCUCCCACUCUGUCACGGGCUCACAGCGCUCCCUGGAACCGCUACCAGCCACGGAGCAGCCAAGGAGCUCUGAUUCCUGCCACCAGCAGACCGGCGACGCCCCAGCGGAGCACCGAGCAGAUGAGGCAGAGGAGGGGACGCUCGAUCAGACCUCCUCCAGUCCGGUUGCGGCGCGCGCCUCCGAGGGCGCCAUGGGAAACUGCAUCGGCAGCUCGAGCCCCGCCUCUCAGGGAGACAUCCCCAAUGGCACGGACACACCAAGGUGGAGUCCAGAAUCCACAAAUCUGGACUCCACCAUCGACGAGGGGCGUCCGCUGAUCGGCGCGCCGCCGCCGGAGAGCGUGGAGCUCACCGUGUGGAGGUCAGAGGGGCAGGAAGAGACUUGUGAGCCCCCCCAUGAAGCCUCAUUCCGGGGGCGAUGCUGCUGCUGCCGGUGUAAAUGCUGCCAGAGCGGGCGAGUCCCCGCUUUCUGCUCAGUCCUGGCCUCCCUCCUGUGCACGGUGGGGAUUCUCUAUGCGCUCUAUUUCUACGUGCCCAUCAAGCCCCCAGACUGCCCCGACGUGGCCAGCCGCAUCGUUUUCACCCUCUGCUGCUGCGUGGUUGCAGCCGUCCCUGUCUUGUUGGCGAUGCUGACGGGUGCAGCGUGCCAGUUCUGCACUGGCUCCCUCGAUCCGGUGGAGCCGCUUCCCAGAAGACGGGCGGUUCAGCAGCUGUUUGUCACGGCGUCCUUGGAACAGUUGCUCCUCUACAUUCUCAACCUUGUAGUUAUGGCGGCGUUACUGCCUCAAGACCAGCUGAAGUUGGUGCCUAUGCUGGUUGCCGUGUUCAUUCUGGGAAGAUUUGUCUACUGGAUCAGCCUCAACACGUGCAGCUCCUGGCGAGGCUUUGGAUCAGGCCUGACCUUCUUCCCGCUUCUCGCCAUGGUUGCCCUCAAUCUGUUCAUCAUGUACAACGUGGGCCUCAAAGAGCCGCUUUUUGGCACGCAGGACGCGCUCUAUAAUCAGGCCACGCCCCCGACCUGGUCCGCGGAGAUGUCACAGAGCACCAGUGGCAAAUCAGACGUCUUGUCCACAGACAGCCUGGACGCUCAGUGAGGAGGAGAGCUGCCCUUUAUUCUUUCAAAGGAGGAGAUCUUUCCAGAAAUAGGCCAUUCCUGUGGUCUGCUGUUCAGCACAGCUACACAGGCUGCCACUAACCUCCAAGUCUGUGACAGCUUAACUUGUAUUUUUGCUCCUCGUAUACAGGAAGUUUUUUUUUUGUGUGGAUUCAUGCUUAUUAUCUGAAACGCAAGAGCCUUUUCCCCCUGCUAGUGGCGGAGGGAGCCUUUGAACAACGUUCUAGUCUUAAACAUUUGUCUCUUAAGCUAUUCCAGUGCCUAUAUUUAAUGUUUUGAACUCUAAAAGCUCUGCAUAUAUAUAUAUGGAUGAAUUUGGUUUGAUGUGAAAAACCACUAGCAAAGCAGCUUCUCUUCUAAUGAAGACAUUUUAACUGUCCAAAACGUUUGUAAAUGAUGAAGGAAGAAUAAAAGCCAUUUGUAA